Messenger RNA from Diabrotica balteata, 1973 nucleotides. The record is from the annotation of a GenBank genome assembly. NCBI's taxonomy places the organism in Eukaryota, Metazoa, Arthropoda, Insecta, Coleoptera, Chrysomelidae.
UCUGUAGUGUGUGGUUCCGGCAUCUAUAGCGAGUUCUUCAAAUUAGUGGGUGAAUUUUUUCGAUAUUUUGGAAUAAUUCCCAGACAUGGCGUUACCUUGUAAGAAAAAUCGCAUCUUAAAUAUAAUAAUCGUUAUAAUGAUAAUCACUUAUGAAAUAUCAGCUAGACCGGGAAACGAGUGGAGACAGAACAACGCAUGUCAAGACGGAGAUUCUACCAAGCGUGAAAUUUGCCAGAGAUGUGCUAAACAAACCAAAUCCCCCCUGGCGUAUCCUAUGUGCUGUAAUGAAGAAGAUGAAGUCCAUAAAUGGUGUUACCGAUACACCACCUAUGGCAAAGUCGCAUAGGAAUAAUAGCGAUGCUACUUAUUAAUUAAUUAGUGUGAUAGGGCAUUCAAUACGAAGCCACCAACAAUGCAAUUUUCAAAAAAAAAUCUUCUAUUUAGUCGAGGAAUGGUGCGUGUGAACAGAGUUUAAUAUGUGAUAUUGUAAAGUAUAAGUGUAUGUUAAGAAUUGCGUGUAUAUAUAUUGUGUUUAUAUUGGUGAUAUUUAUAAGAUGAAUUCUUACAUUUUAAAUUUGAAAAAAAUUGGAUCAAAAUAUUAUAACGAUAAAACAGCCUUAUGAUCUAAUUUCAACAAGAAACAUUGACUUCACUCUGGAGAAAAAUUGGCAGCAUCAAAUUAUUUUAAUAACAGUUGGUAUUUUUUCUUGAUGGUAACAUUUUAAAUGGUUUUCUCGCAGUGGCGCACCCAGGGGAGGUUUUGGGGGCCAAACCCCCCCAGGACCCUAUUCCGACACUGUUAUUUACAAAUUUUAAGGACUUAAAAUGAUGGAGGUAGCAUAAAAAAAUUUCGGUGCCCAACCAAGCCCCCCCCCCAGAGGACAAUUCUAGGUGCGCUACUGUUUUCUCGUAAUGUUUCCUGUCUUUGGUUUACCGCUGCCAUUAUUUCUAUAUCCUAUUUUUUCGUUCUGUUUAUGGUCCUUUACCUAGUAAAUUAAAAUUAAGAAUUAUUUUAAUUUAUUGCUGUUUGUUUUUAUUGGAGUUUAGUCUAUCCAUUCCUGUUUGUCUAGUGAAAUUUUGUAAUCUAAUAUGGAUCUUCAAGACUUUGGUUUAACUUUGUCACAUUGUUUUGACACCUACAUAUUGUUAAUAAUGAUAUAUAUUUAACUUCAUUGUUCUUGUAACGUCUUGUAACGUCCUUCGAGACUCUUAUAGUAAAGAGAAUGUUUUGCAGGUGAUAAAACUAUCCAUUUUCUUUCAUUAUUUAGGUAUAUGUAUUUUAGAUUAGUGUAUAUUGUUGAUAUUGGAUAAAGAUUUUCAUGUUGUUUGUCUUUAUCUGUAGUAUAUUUUCUUUCACAUCUUCUGACCACUUGUUGUUAUUCCACUUAGUCUGUAAAAUUGGUAAUACGAUAUUUCUCUUUCAAUUCAAAACAAGCAAAAUUCUUAUACAUCUCAAAUAUUUCCAUAGUUACAUUAUACAUAUAUCACCAUAUAUCACAAUGCUAAUAUUUCUUUUCCAUUGGUUUGACUCAUUGUAUAAACUGUUCUAUAAAACAAAAAUUGUAGUACCUAGUGUAGAAUUUUCUUGCUGUGAUCUCAUCUUAAAUAUUUAUUCAAAACUUAAAACAAUUAUUAAAAAUACUAGAACUUUCUGUGGGAAUACAAAAUAGUGUGAACUACAGCAGGCUCAGUCUUGCAUGUACAAUAAUCUACAAUUCUUCGUUCGUUCAGAGCAAAUAUUUAAAUUUUUGUACAUCUUGUACAAAUGAAUACGUCUUUUUUAUACAGUUGAAGGUAAAUUGAAGACAGUAGUUUAGAGCUAAGACAGAUAUAUUCGGAAUGUAUUUUUUUUAAUCCUGUUAAUAAAUUUUGUAGACUAGAAAAAAAGAAUUUGGUGUUUCUCCGUUGUAAAUUUGAUAAUAAUACAUUAAACGAAACUGUCUAUAUAUAUAUAUAUAUAUAUAUAUAUAUAU